This is a messenger RNA of Hyposmocoma kahamanoa, 3288 nucleotides long. RefSeq names its product zinc finger protein DZIP1L (gene DZIP1). Gene Ontology annotation, biological process: cilium assembly. The record is from RefSeq and is a predicted model, not a curated record. The transcript has 9 exons. NCBI's taxonomy places the organism in Eukaryota, Metazoa, Arthropoda, Insecta, Lepidoptera, Cosmopterigidae. Gene Ontology annotation, cellular component: cytoplasm; ciliary basal body. The coding region runs from base 1 to 3288 and encodes 1095 amino acids.
AUGGCUGGUAAAAGAUCGUACGAACUUCACCACCACUUCCCAAGAGUCGCGGAUGAGUCGGGUUUCACUUUUAACAUACACCGUCCUCGAGCUCACAUCGAUUGGAAUAAGUUUAGGUUAAUUGAUAUAGACGGCCUUAUUCGAGAAAGAAAAUUCACGUUAAUAGAACAACAUAUGAACGACAUUCUGCAAUGUGUGUUGGAAUCAGAAUUCGAUGUGAGGAUUUUGGACGAAGGUGUAGUAAAGAUGUUUAGAAUGGCUCAGUUAGCUAUAGAAUAUCAACAGUUUUGCCGUCAUUACCUCGACCGUAGCGUUUUUGUAUUAAGAGAGGAAAUUACAGCACUUGCUCAGGAACUAGAUAUGACUAAGAAAGAACUGAGAGAAAAAGACGAAGAAAUCCGAAAGAUGAAAAAAAAAACAAAGCACACAUAUCGGACACCACUUCCGUACGGCAAUGACAAUAUAGCCACAAUGAUACUGAAGACGCUUGCGAAUAAGGGCGACAUUUUUCCUACUACAUCUAAUGGAGACACAUUACAAUAUAAUAAAUGUAGCUACUGCGAUAAAGUUUUUCUCAACCAACUUUAUUUGCAAAGUCAUUUGUCCAGGAGACAUCCCAAUGUCGUUGAAAUACCCCAAAAAGAUAUCCCUGACAAUGUCCAAAGAAAAUCCGAACAAGAAAAUACAAGACUCAAUGAUGAAGUGAUGGCAUUGAAGUUAAAACUAAAAGAAAUGGAAAACAUGAUUGCAAAAGCAAAUAAUCUGGCAAAUACUGCUAAUACAGAAACAAAAACGGAUAAUCUUAAUAUAGAUAAAGACAUUGUGGAAAGGAAUAUGAAAGAUGCGGAGGUAUCUACCAACAACGAAGAUUACCUGCUAGAUAAAAUAGAAGAAUGGAAAAGGGAGGAACAUGAGAAAUACAACAAGGAAAUUAACUUGCUACGAAGUCAAAUCUUAGAGACUAUAAACUCUAUCAAAGAGAAAGAGGCCCUAAAACAGCCCCAAAAUGAUCCAAAUGUGAAUUUAAUCGAACAACUUCAUGCUACAAUUAAACAACAGGGUGCCGAAAUAGUUCUUUUGAAAAAUGAAUUGCGUGAUUCUGAACUGAAAUCACAAAACGAAAAAGUUGAGAGGAAGGCGGAAACUGAUUCACAAACGUUACUGUGGAAUAGAAGGGCCGAAGCUCAAAUGAAACAAUACGAAUCGUUGCUUCAAAAAUUGAAUGAAGUAGCUCAAGAAGCGCGGGAAUCUCGAGCAACAGCUGAUGCGGAACGGGAACGAGCAACGCAGCUCCAGGUUUUAUUGCAACAAAGCUUGAACAAUCAAGUUAGGUUAGAUACGGAUAGACAUAACCAUCAAUACAAGGUGUGUGGGAAUUUAACAAACGUAAACAGAGAGUUAAAAAACAAAAAAUCACUUCGUAAAUCGAACCCCGUUGCUGAUCGCAAUACGCUGGAAAAUUUACAUCGCAAGGCACAAGAACUUCUUAAGAUGAAAUCUACAGAUAGUUCAUCAGAUAUAUCAACUACAAGUUUGGAAAAUCAACCAAAUCUUACCACAACUGAGAAAUUGAAAGUGAAUGUAAAUCAGCAGCUGCCACCCAACGGCUAUAAUGUAAACAAAGAAAGUCAACGUGUAAAAAAUAAAUUAAUUUCAAAACCAGCAAUGAAAAAUCACAACCGCGAAACUAACACUCCAGAACCAAAAGUAAAAAAGAACAAGUCAAAACCUCGUCAUUAUGUCUUAUCUAAAGUGGGAAAUGGAGUAGUCGUACCUCCGGGGAGUCCGUUAAAAUUAGUACGAGCAAGACUCACAGAGGAGGUAAACAGUCGUCUUGUAUCUGCCGGCAUUGAUCCACUUAAAAACAGAAUGCCACAACAAGUAUUUAAAAAGCAACGCAUGCAACUGCAACAAAUGCAUGACUUUAAGUCAAAGAAAAAUCCCGCGUACCAAAAGACAAGGCAUUCCAUUUUGGCAUUUUUGGAUUCAACUACUUCCAAUUCAAAGAAAAGAGAAAUUAUCGAAAACCAGGAUUACACAUCACCGACUAAAUUAACGAAACCAUUCAGUUUGACAAAUGUAAUAUCUAAUGUUAAAAACAAGGCCUUAUCUCUUGUUAAACCAAAUGACAUGACAAAUAAAACCAAACGUAAUACAUUAAACGCCGAAGUUGCUCGAAAAGCAAUGUCCUUGCUAAAAACUCCACCGGAUUCAAUGAACACAAGUCCAGCAAUACAAAGAAAAAUAAUUGACCUGAAGGUUAACUCUCCUGGAGAUGCCAAAACAAAAUUAUUGACCGCUAAAUCUACAUUGAAUUCUGAAUCUAACAUAAUAGAAAAAAUGAGACAAAAUGUUAAAAGUCAAGCAGAGGAAGUCGCCGUGGAUUCCGAUGACGAUUCAGAUGAAAGUGAUAAUAAUUAUUACUGCUCACAGAUCACGCAACAAUCAACAAAAUCUAUAGAAAGCCUCAUCAAGUCUCCCGCCAGACGACCAUCGUCAGCUAAUGCUGAUUACAACGGCUCUGUUCGUAAAUAUGUGAUUGAUAGCGAGCCUUACAUUGCACGCGCGCAAUCUGAGAGUAAUAUAUCUGAACACAAAAAGGAAGUGAAAGUAAAACAGUUUUUGCACGGUCAAAGCUUCGAUAACAGCAGUGACGAAGUAGAAUCGUUAGUAGAUAUUCCAAUGAAAAAGAUAGUAUCUGUGGAAAAUAUCAAGGAGGUUCCGAAACAAACCAAAGGUGUUUUGAAGAAUGCCUCUUCAACCUCUUCGCUGAAUAAGAAGAAAGUGUUGUUUGACAUGGACGCAAUUCAGAUGAAAUCGGUAAGCGCUUCGCCGUCACAAAGUACGACGGAGAAGAGCGACGACAAUGAAAAAUUCGAACUUGGUUUGUUAAAUCUAGAUGGCGAAGAAUGGGAUAUAUCCAGCAUAGAAAAUGAACCACUAAAGAACGACACGAAGAUCCAAGUGAACUCGCGUACAAGUCCAAAGAUCGCGGAGCUGAAGCAAACGAUCGAGUCUCAAUUAGCACGACGAAACGAAACCCCUACUGCACUAGUGGGUGGAGUAAACCUGAUGCCUACUCCUAUGCCCAGAACUUCAAGCGUUGCUGGCAGCAACACAAGUCUCGGGAGUUCUAUCCUAGAUGAAUCCGACGGUAUGCCUCCAGUGGUAAACCACAAAACCUUCGUGAGACCAAAACGAGUGGCUGACAAAGAGGACAGUGAAAUAGAUAUUUCUGAAUACAGUCUCGAUGGAGUUAGUAAUAAGAAAAGAAACGAUUCAUUUUAA